AUGGCGUCCGCCACCCGGGUUAUCCAGAAGCUGCGGAACUGGGCCUCCGGGCACAACUUGCAGGCGAAGCUGCAGCUACGUUACCAGGAGAUCGCCAAGCGAACUCAGCCUCCUCCCAGGCUCCCGGUGGGCCCCAGCCACAAGCUCUCCAACAAUUACUACUGCACUCGUGACGGCCGCAGGGAAGCCACGCCACCUUCCAUUGUCAUGUCCUCACAGAAGGCGCUGGUGUCAGGCAAGUCAGAAAGCUCAGCUUUGGCAGCCACUGAGAAGAAGGCGGUGACACCAGCUCCUCCCAUACAGAAGUGGGAGCUGUCCCAGGACCAGCCUUACCUGUGA
Molecule: messenger RNA, 339 nt
Organism: Pipistrellus nathusii (Nathusius's pipistrelle)
Lineage: Eukaryota; Metazoa; Chordata; Mammalia; Chiroptera; Vespertilionidae
Source: the annotation of a GenBank genome assembly